This is a messenger RNA of Mollisia scopiformis, 1707 nucleotides long. RefSeq lists its product as uncharacterized. Gene Ontology annotation, cellular component: nucleus. Gene Ontology annotation, biological process: U6 snRNA 3'-end processing. The transcript has 3 exons. The coding region runs from base 329 to 1306 and encodes 325 amino acids. The record is from RefSeq and is a predicted model, not a curated record. Gene Ontology annotation, molecular function: 3'-5'-RNA exonuclease activity. NCBI's taxonomy places the organism in Eukaryota, Fungi, Ascomycota, Leotiomycetes, Helotiales, Mollisiaceae.
AGAAAAGUCGCAUGUUCGAGGCCCAGCCAAAGUCCCAGUAUAGUAGGAUCGUCAAAAGUUCUACCUUCUCCGACUCCGAGCUGUUGACGACGAUGCCCUUACGCAGAAGUAGGAUCCACUGCUGACGUUGAAUCUGGACUUAGUUUGAGUUGAUGUUGUGGUAAAAAGGCCCAAAGAACCCAAAUCAAGACCCAAAGUAGCUGAGCUAAGCCACCAACUCGACCUCGAUCGCGGCAGCGACGCAUCGGCGACAUAUCGUACCUGAAGCUAUCACCAAUUCGUCACCCAGACUUUGAACCUCGUGUGGACAUGAGAAUAGGCAGAAGAGAUGGCACUCGUCGACUAUGCUUCUUCAGAUGAGGAAGAUGAAAUUGUGGAGUCUACUUCAACGUCAAAUGCCAACGCAGCUCAAAGUCUAAAGCGCAAACGUGAAGAGAGCGCAUCUGACUUACCGCCUUUGCCCUCUAAAUUCCAUGAUCUGUACGCCUCAACCACCAGAGUCAGCACGAGAGAUGAUCCCAGCCUACAUGGAGGCCGAAAACGAGUAAUGCCUCAUGUGGAGGGUAAUUGGCCAACUCAUCUCUACAUCGAGUGGUAUCCUUCGACAACAGAAUAUAGCUCAUUGGAUGCAUUGGUCUCCUUGUUGAAAGACACUUGGCCACCAGAAGCUACCGACCUCAAAGUCAACUCCUUCUUGACCAGUGACCUAGGUGCUCCUUUACCACUUCAUAUCAGCCUCUCGCGCUCUCUUGGCUUUUCUACAGAACAAAAAGAUGAGUUUGUUUCAGCUAUGGAACGUGCUAUCCAGUCCUCCACCGUUCGACCCUUCGUUGUCUCAUUCGCCGACCUGGAUUGGGUGUCAAACUUCGAGAACACUCGAUGGUUCCUUGUCUUAAAGGUCCUAAAACCAGAUUUGAAUGCUUUGAACAAGCUACUCCACAUCAGCAAUUCUGUCGUACAGGAACAUGGCCAACCACCUUUAUACUCGAAACCGGCCACCACCAAGUCUGACGUCAAGGCACGCAAUCAUUCUGGGAAGAGACGAUCAAUCAAUCACAACUCUGCAUUACUUUAUAAAGACAUGCAAGAUCUUUCAUCGGCCUUUCAUAUCAGUAUCGCCUGGACUCUGACCGAUCCUAGCCAAGAACUUCUCGAUUUAACCAAAUCAGCGAAACUCAACCACUUCGACCCGGUCAAGCAAAUUCAAGUAGUAGUUGAGGAUAUCAAGGUCAAAAUUGGCAAUGUUGUCACAAGUCUACCUCUUCCAAAGAGUGUCAAUUUAGGCAAGAGUCUAUUUGGUGCUUGAUCCAACUGUGACGAAAGCUCAAUCGGGUUCUCCAGACUCUGGCUCUGGAAAAUCGCGAGGAGGCUUCAAGCACAACUUCAAACUGCCACCAAUAGCAAAGACCCAAGGUCAUCUACGUCUUUCGACCAACCCGAUAGAUCUUUGACGAGAUCAUUCUGCCAAUCAUUCGUCUCGGUGCGAAACAUCUUCCUCAGAUUUCCCACCGUUGGCAUCUCGCUGCCAUUUCUAGACGACAGAUACUUCUUGUAUUCAUCUUCCCACGAUGAUGCGGUCUGCGCCAGAAACAUGCUCUUCCCACAAGGUAAUGGAACUUUAUCAAAUCCAACACAGGAUGAUGGUUGAGCCUUUCCAACAUCCAUGUCUAGAAGAUAGGCCAUGAGAUGCAAGACGAUCAUUGUCCU